This is a messenger RNA of Belonocnema kinseyi, 5283 nucleotides long. Its product is annotated as zinc finger protein 91-like. Lineage: Eukaryota; Metazoa; Arthropoda; Insecta; Hymenoptera; Cynipidae. The record is from RefSeq and is a predicted model, not a curated record. Bases 313 to 4269 code for a protein of 1318 amino acids. The transcript is spliced from 3 exons. Gene Ontology annotation, cellular component: nucleus. Gene Ontology annotation, molecular function: zinc ion binding.
UUUACAUGUUUCUUAAAUUCCGUAAGUUUUCGUCAAGUCUUAACUUUUUUUCUUCGUUUAAUACAUAGUUGCGUGUUGCUAAUUGCAAAUACGCAAAUUAAUUGUACAAAAGCGGGUGGGAAAUCAAAAAAGAAGUGCAAAGCAAAAUUUCAGUGAUCAAACACCGCAGGCAGAAUGGAAUAGUAAUGUUGGUAUUGUGUGGCAGGGGGACUAUGAGGUGGUGAUUCUGGUGAAGUGGUGGGGUGAACAGUGGUGAAGUACUGCCAGGCCAGGCCCAGGCCCUCCGUUCACGACGAAAGUACCAAACAAAACAUGGACGCCAUAGAGAUAAAUACGUCGGAGCCAACGCAAAAUGAGGAGGGUAUCGUAUCUGCGAUGGAAAUAUGCCGUGUUUGCCUGCUUGGAAAUGUUGUGAUGCGAGACCUCUUCCAUGAGAGUGAGGUCAAUUCUUUAUCCGCUAAGGCCAUGAGCUUCGCCAGUGUUAAGAUGAUACCAGGUGACGGUCUACCGGGACAAGUGUGUUGUGUUUGUGCAGACAAACUGGAAUCAGCAUACGACUUUAAAUUGCAAGUCGAACAAGCCGACAGUGUCCUAAGAGAAAAAUAUGAUACACUUAACAUUAAAGAAGAACUAUUUUUCAACGAUGUCGAAGUUCAUUUGGAAGGAGAGAGAACUCGGACGAGGCGUGAAAUAAAUGACAAUGGUGAAUAUGUGGAAACAACUGAAUCACUGCACGAUGUUGGCAGAGAUACACUUUUGAAGGAUCAUCUCGCUCUUUUACAAGUCCAAAAAAUGGCAGAACAAGAAAGCAUGUUGCAAGAAGGUUUUUGUUCAGAUGUAGAACACUUGCAAGAACAUCUUCAAGAAGACUUGCAAGAGGAACACCUACACGAGGAACAUUUACAAGAAGAGCACUUACAAGAGGAACAUUUGCAGGAGGAACAUCUGCAAGAGGAAGAUCUCCAAGAAGACUUGCAAGAAGAGCACUUGCAGGAGGAUCAUUUAAACGAGGAAGACUUGCAAGAAGAACACCUUCACGAAGAUGAUUUACAAGACGAGCACUUACAAGAUGAGCACUUACAAGAGGAGCACUUACAAGAGGAUCACUUACAAGACGAACACUUACAAGAAGAAGACCUACAAGAAGAGCAUCUACAAGAAAACGAAAUCGUUGGAAUACACAAGGAAUCCGAUGAAGCAAUCUUACAGUUGGAACAGAUUUCGCAAUCUGUGCAUCACUUUGCCGAUCAGAGUGACAUCAAGGAUGAAGGACUUCAUGAAACAGAAUCUGCAAACAUGCAAGUGCAAACAUACCUUGAUCAACCAGAUUGCUCUCAGAUGAGCGACGAUGAUUUUAACAACGACGAACCCUUCGCUGCUACUCAAGAGUCUAUGGAAUACACGUCAUCCUUAGCGAAAGAACGAGAAAUAGAUCAAGAACAGGAUCAGGACCAAUUCCAACAAUCGACAGAAGACACAUCUGUUGAGCAAGUAAAUCUCAAUUUGGAACAAGAAUCGCCUCAAAGUGAAACUCGUAGAAGCAAACGCAAAAUCUCUCGUCGUUCAACUACCUCUGACCACAACUCUGACGAAGAGAAUUAUUUCGAAAAUCUGAAUCUCAGUUCACGUCUGAAGAAGACUCAGAUGGAUAAAUCAGAGAAGGUCUUCUUCAUGUGUUACCUCUGUGACAAGGAAUUUCUCUCCAAGGAAGUUUUAAAAGAACACAUGCACUCGCACGAGGAAGUAAGAAGAACCCUUUCCUUGAAAAAGGUGGGAGACAAGCCUCAAAAGGCCACGACACUGCAGAAAAUAACAGCAUCACAAAAAGUAACCACGGCGCCGAAACCGUCGACACCUCUGAAAUCUGCUCCUCCUAUAACAAUGCCACCAUCGGGAAAGAAACCGAACAAAUGUCCUCACUGCGGAAAAGAGUAUCUCUAUAUAAUCUCCUUUAAUAAGCAUCUGAAGCAACAUGAAAAAGAAAACGGCGGCAUGAAGAGCGAAUCAAUGCCACUAGAAGUUAACUUCCGCGUGGAUGACGAUUCUGUUGAUUUUCCCGGUUACGCGAACCCUCCCGGUUCUGAUGACGAAAUAACUGAAACGUGCACAGAUUCAGACGCAGAAGGAAAGGGGGACGAACAUCAAUGCAAGAAAUGCCCGGAGAAAUUCAACACGAAACGAGCACUUCGGAAGCACGCCAUUAAACACAUAAGUUUGAAAUGCUCAGUUUGUGAGAAGCAAUUGGACACUAUGGAAAAGAUGAAGGAGCACCGCACCCAACACGUGACCGAAGGUGUUUUGACGGAAGAAGAUUUGAAGAAGGACCUUGAGAACUUUAUAGAUCUUUUGCAAGAUGAGGACGAAGAUGAUAAAAAAUCGCUCUCGAAACAAGAGACUCACAGCGGAAAGAACAGUUGUAAAAUCGUACAAAAGCACUUGGAGCAGCACGGGAAAAUUAAGUCCUUCAAGUGCACCCAGUGCAAUAAAACUUUCGGCAACGAGCUCACAUUGCGUAAUCAUUUGAUAGCAACGAAUCACAAGACCAUCUUGCACGGUCAAGAGUACGAUCCGAACAAGAGAAUUAAACGAGUCGCGGCAAAGGCUGCACAGAAGAUCAUCGACAAAAUCAAAAUCGAGGACGAGAGUGAUUAUGAAGAGGAGGAUACGAAAAGUAAAGAUAGCAACUAUCGGGAGGAAUCAAAGUCGCCAGGUAAGAGAGCUUAUAAUAAAAAAGUUUUGGAAUGCGCGACCUGUUAUAAGAAGUGCAGUUCUAAGCAAUCCUUGACGAAACACAUGGAGCAGCAUGUCAAGGAUGAAAAGGGAGAUAAAGACAAGAUGAAACAAGAUAGGUCAAUGAAACAAGAUCCUGACAGAACACUGGAUGACGACGAUGACGACGAUGAUCUAGAUGAUGAUUUCGAAAGCGGUCUGGAUUGGCCGAUGGACACUCACGAGUGCCCCACUUGCAAGAAGAGAUACAGUACCAAGAAAUCUUUACUAAGGCACCAACUUUUACACGAAGAGCCGAACUUUGAGUGCGACAUCUGCAACGUGAAAUUCUACCGUAAGGAUAAGUUAAAAUCCCACUACGAUAAAUGUUCGGAGAAAAAUCCGGACCAAGUGCGAAAGUGCAACAUUUGCGGGGAUAGUUUCGAAAAUAAUGAAAUCCUGCGCGAGCAUCGAGCAAAACACGUGACUGAGGGAAUUUUGACGGAGGAGGAUUUGAGAGAGAUCGAACCUAGGCCUGAGGAAAGAAGAUCGGGUGAAAAAGUUGCGAGAAAGAGAAGGACAGACAUUGUGGGUCUCGAGUGUACAGAAUGCAAUAAACAAUAUACUUCUCGAAAGGGCCUCUUGCGCCAUAUCCAAGUCCACGAAGGCAAGAAAUACCUCUGCGAUAUUUGUCCAAAAAAAUUCUACAGAAGGGAACACCUGAAGAUUCACGUAGCCAAGCACAACAUGAUCAAGCCUUACAAAUGUAAUCGGUGUACGAAGCGUUUUAUCAAAGAAGAACAGCUGACAAACCAUCUGUCGAAACACGACAGAACCUUCAAGAAAAACAAGGAAACGGAUAGUUCGAAGAGAUUCCUCUGUGAAAUCUGCUCGAAAAGUUUCACUCAGUCAACGACUUUGAUUGCACAUCUUAGAGCGCACAACGGAAUCAAGCCUUACGUUUGCGAAGUUUGCUCGAGACCUUUCACGACAAAUGCUUAUCUAAAGAUGCAUAUGAGAACGCAUACGCAGGAGAGACCUUAUAAAUGUCAGGUCUGUAGUAAGGCUUUCGCUAGAGCUGAUACCUUGGCUAAUCAUCUGACCUCUCACACUGGAGAGGCCAAGUACCACUGCAAAUUCUGUCCGAAGAACUUCAGAAGAUUGAAGUCUCUGAAGGAACACGUGUUUAUCCACACGGGACAGAGACCUUACGCUUGUCCGACUUGCGAUCGCAGGUUCAAUAAUAAUGGAAGUCGAUAUGCGCACAGUAAAAGAUGCAAACAAAACUUGCUGCAGAAUCAGAGUCGGGUUCAAAUUUUACCACCACCACCUCUUCAGAUGCAACAGAGGAUACAUCAAAGCCUCGUCCAGUCGCCAAUGAUCAAGUCGCAAAAUAUUAAGACGAUCACGAUUGCCAGACAGGAGCCCAUGACAACUCAACAGGUUCUGCAGCAUCAGGAAAUUCUAAUGCCACUCAUUUUACCCUUGACAGUGACGCUCGCCGACGUGGGGGAGGAAGUAAUUCUACCGGAAGGUACCAAGAUCUUCACCACAUCUUAAUUUGAAUAGAAUUCCGGGGAAUGAUGCGUUUUCUGUGAAAAUAAGUUACAAGUUUCCUGGACAAGUUCAUCUUGACUUCUGAGUACGACUUGUGUGCGAUAAAUGUCCUUUGUCAAAACAAGAAGGAUCCAACAGACGUUGAAAGAAAGCGAGAGUGAGAUACCUUCCAUUUUUCAAUACCUUUUUCGUAGCUUUAUAAGGGUGAGAGAAUAGACACUGUGAAAGUAGUUCAAAAGGAGGAGAAAAUAUAUAGUAGUUGAAUUCUAGCAGUUGCUUGAAUUAAAAUUAGGGGGUUUGUUUUUUCAUGUGACGAAAAUCUAAAAGUGAUCUUUUUAUUAAUUAAGGUAAAAAAAAGCGAUUGCUAGAAACUCACUACAUAUUGGAUACAGUCUCUUGUAGUUCAUACAUUUUUCUUCAAUGAAAUUUUCCCUACAAGAAAAGAUUAACGAUUGAAUUACUUUAUAAGAGAUUACUUUUUGUUAAUUUCAUUUUUCAGAUCUAAACAGCUUUAUUGCAGAAUGACUGGGAAUUAUUGUCAUUCGACACACUCAUAUUAAAGCAAUGUGAAAUGAAAGCUUGAAAAAAUUAUGCUUAAUUUGAGAAUAUGUUUGUUUAUUACACUUAUAAUUUUAAUUCAUAAAGUUUCAUGAGUUUAUGACCUUCCUGUUUGUUCAAAUUUGAUUGAAAGGUGGAAAUUUGGCUUAUGGAUGAAACUUGUUUUUUUUUUUUUGCUAGAUUUAUGAUGGGGAAUAACUUACAAGUUACAAUACAAAAUAUGGACUAAAGACGAUGUCAGGGUACAGUACUAAACCACCUGACGGCUCAGCUUAAUCUUCCUAUUGUAAAACGCUCGAACUCGAGCUAAAACUUUGUAUGUAAUUCUGUAUACAGUUCUUGGAUAAUUUAUUAACGUAUUCAACUGCGUAGAUAUCUGAGCAACUAUUAUACUGACUAUUAAAAAUGACCAUUUCUUUUUCAAGAUUAAGAUAAAAAAGAAUGUAGAAGAUUUUUAGG